This is a messenger RNA of Rhopalosiphum padi (bird cherry-oat aphid), 8210 nucleotides long. RefSeq lists its product as uncharacterized. The coding region runs from base 411 to 1943 and encodes 510 amino acids. The record is from RefSeq and is a predicted model, not a curated record. The transcript is spliced from 4 exons. Lineage: Eukaryota; Metazoa; Arthropoda; Insecta; Hemiptera; Aphididae.
CAUUACAUAUUAGUCAACAUGCCAACAGGCAAGUGACCAGACCCAUAUUAUUACAUACACGAUCGCGCGAGUCAGACGACCCGUAUAUGAUAUACGCUCGUCCGUACAACAUAACAUCAUAUAAUAAUAAUAUUAUUGUCGACAUACUACCGCAGCGUGUCGUCGUCGGUAUCGGAAUUCGUCGUUUGGUUUUCGGUAUACAUUUGUUGUCAGACAAUUUCAGCGUUAUCCGUGUCCACAGAGAUUCGGAAACGGAACGCAGUCGCUCGGCCGAUUUGUCGCGGCUGCUUCAGACGGCUCCGGUGCGCUAUCGUAUUGUGUUACUAUACAUUUAGGUCUCCGGUCUCGAGAACGAUGUCCUGCACGACGGUAUCUUUGGAUUAGCAACCGGCCGUCCACAAUUUUCAGUGAUGCGGCAAUGUAGCUCUUCAUAUCGGAUGUCUGGUAUAGAUCGGCGAACAAACGUAGACAUACAAAUUUUGAGUGCUGCUAGUAAAGCGAUUGCGGAAAAAUGCUUUUGGAACGCAUGCAAAGCAUUAUCUUUUGGAUUGUUUCUGAUGGCUGUCGGAGCCAUAAUGGCCAUUAUCGGAUAUUAUGCGGAACAACUUUCAUCAGAUGAUAUUGUCACGAAAACUGACAGUGGAAAUUCGAGUACAUCCAUACGAACAACAAAAACGACAAAAAAAACAUCUCAUAUAUAUAAAUUGUCAUAUGCUGGACCAAUUGUGAUGGGCGUUGGAGGGUUCAUCGUUGUGGCGGCGUGCGUGAUGACGUUCGAGGCGCGCGAUCGGGCGGCGAAGUUCAUGUCCAACCAAUUGAAAGUAAUGGGCGGCGGGGUCGGCGCUGCCGGUGCCGCGUCGGGCCAUCGCGGCCACGGCCGGCAGACGCCAUCGGCCGGUUACCUGUCCAGGGGCGACAGCGGCCGGAGCAGCUAUCAGAACCCGUGCGACGGCGGACGGCACAAGAUGAACAAGAGCCCGUCGGCGCCCAAUCUGGCGGCGGCCGCGGCGGCGUCGAACCGCGGACCGGGGGGCGCCGGACAGUCGGGCGUCGGCAGACUGCCGCUGCGGCACAAGCACGCGGUGCACGUACUGUCGUCGACCGGCGGCCGAGCGCUGCUCAGCCCGCACACGUUGCGCCGGCAAGCCAUGUCGAUGGACACGCAGGACUACAACCCGCUGUUCUCGCCACCGCGUUCCCGGCACAGCAGCUCUGGCCUGUUGACGUACAGCAACAGCAACUGCAGCAACAUCUUCGGCAAUUUCAACUGCAACGGCAACAAGCAAGGCGGCGGCGACGGCAGCAGAGAGUCGGUCAACGACCCGAUGAGGACGUCUUCCAGGGGAUCGCGGGGCUCCAUGGUGCUGGACCUGCACGUGCCCAACGAGUGUCCGGUGACGAUGCGGGUGCGGGACAGGAGCCGCCGGUCGGACACGGCCAAGCGGCACGUGCUGCGCCGGCAGACGCCCGUCGAGCUGGACGACACGAUAAUCGCGUACGCGACCACGGCCAUGGCGGCGGACCGGCAGCGGGCCAAGCGGUGCACCACGCGGUCGGCCACUUGUGACGUGCCGCACGCGAUCAAGUCGAAGCGCAGGCGGCAGGACUCGAGUUGCUCGGACGUGGUGGCGGCCCGCCGGAGGUCCGGUUCGCCGGUGUGCGGCCCCGGCGGCGGUAGCGGCAGCGGAUGGCGUUCGUCGGCCAACGACGUGGUCGACGCCGCCGAGUGGGCCAGGACCGCGAACCGCAACGCCGGCGGUUCGGCCGUGUCGUCGCCGCAACGGUCCGCCGACCGUCAGAUCGCCGGCGCGACACCGGCGCGACGACCGCAGUCUCCGUCGGCCGCUGUCGCGGACGGCAGCAAAAUGUCACUGUCCCGGACGUGUUCCGACAUCAUGUCCAUCGACAAGUCGUUCGAAGAGUCCAACUACAGUAGUUCGUAGACGGACGAUUUGCUGUGCGCAUUAUGUGCGGCGUAAUCGAUUCGUAAGCGAUCUCGGUCUGCACACACGUAUAUUAUUAUUAUUAUUAUUAUUAUUAUAGUGCCAUAUAUGAUAUUGUGUUAUAUUAUAGGUGACACAUACGGCGACACUGCGAAUGUAUAUUAUAUAUUUAGGUUUGACGGUAUAUUCGAAUCGGAUACCGCGGUAUAUCGCGAUAUUAGUACCCGCGGUAUGUAUACCUAACCCACUGCGUCAGUCCGCAUAAUAUUAUGCUGUGUAUAGUCGUGUAAUACGGCGUUACCUACUUUUCGGUAUUGUACGGUAAGUCGGUUCUUCGCGGUACUGCGCGGUAUACCGUUCAAGUGGUAUUCGAAUAAGCCGGUUAUCCAGUUAUUACGGUUGUUUUUAGUCGCUAGUUUUGUACCUAAGGUCUACCGAAUAAUCCUUCAACCCUAAAUGAAAAUGUAUACUUUCGCUGCUAUGUAAUAAUAUUAAACUUUGUCGCACACGCCGUCGUCGUCGUGCUCACGUCAUAAUAUUAUGUGUAAACCCAAUCGCCGACUUACGCGUAUAUGUGUGUACUAUUAUAGCUGACAUCCGAUAUAAAUGAUUAUCGUUGCGUAGUGUUUAUUAUAUAAUUUUUUUUUUCGUCCAUAAUAUUAUCGUCGAGUCGUUCAAAACGAUUACAUAGAGGUAUGUAGAGUCGCCAAACAUCGAUUUACUUACCGCUAGUGAUUCAUUUAACGUAGGUAAGACAUAACUUGAAAUGCUUCUAGGAAAUAAUAAUUUUUAAUAUUUUUUAUCGUUAUGGUUUUAUUUAAUUUUUCAACCGACAAUAUCCGUUUUUAAUUUAGCAUUUCAAAGUAGUAUAUUGUUUUAGAGUACUUCGCGGAGUAUAAAAAUCGAAUUUCAAACGAGUAUAUAGUUUAUUGGUUAUAACCAGUAAUUAUUUGUACAAGAUUUGAUGUCGAUAGAUUUCAAUAUUCCGAAUAAUAUUUUGCUUCGGGAUUUACAGUUUAAAAACAUGUCGUUAUUCAAGACAGUAAAAUACUCAAAAAAUGAUAACAAUAUACAAUAGUAUAAUGCAUAAUUUUUUUCUCCAAACAAAUGUCAUGUAACGAUUCAGAUUAUAUAAAGAAAUAUUUUCAGAAAUAAUGAGUGUUCUACGUUGAAUGAAUCAACCGGUAUUAUAUAUAGGUUAGGUACUUGUUAUAAUUCAAAAGACGGGUAAUACUAAUAUUAUAUUCACUACCGCGAGUUGAAGUUGCUUCAGAGUAAUUUUACUACAGUAUAAUAUAUCAGUAUAUUAUUGUUGCAAGUUUAAUGGAUUUACGAAAGAUUAGGUGUAUAUUAAAUCGUGUAAAUAUAUAGUAUUUGAAUAAUUCAAACGGGGAAAAGUAUUUAAUUAGCAGCAUGUGUGCGUAUUACGGAUAUUAUUGGUUUCUCAAUUCAACUUCGAACCUCGUAUUACCGUGACGUGUCACUUGAUUCUAGAUUCUUGGAAAUGCAUGAUGAAAUAAUAAAACCCCCAUAGAGUAAUAAAUAGCCCAAGAUGAAAAAAAUGUUUAGAGGUGUUUUCAUAUAGCCAUGAUUUAAUAAUUUAGCAGUAGCAAUAGUGUAAGACGUAGGUACUGCAAAAUGUAGUAACAUGGAAUAGAGUGAAAAUGGGUGUUGUUUUGUAUGAUUAGGAUUAAGUACAAAUGAUUUCCUUAAAGAUGCCAAUUUUUUAAAACUCUUUGAAACAAAUUAUAAUUGGAAUUUUGUUUUAAAUAAUUUUAACACGUUGAUAAUUAAAUAUUUAUGUGUUAUCAGAACAUCGAUGUAUGAUAAUUAUUUAUUUGAUAUUCCAUAAAAAUAAUUUUAUAUCAUGUAGCGCAAAAAUGCACUAUAUCUUUAACUUAAUUUAAUAAUUAUUUAGGCACCUAUGAAGGGUUUCAGUUUUAUUAUACUUAGACAUGUAUAUUCUAUACCUUCAUAAUAUUUUGUGUUUUUUUUUUUAACUGAGAAAAGCACUUAAUCUGAACUCAAUGCCUAGGAGAAUGUAAAGAAAAUCCUCAAUCUGUAUUUAAUUAUCGAUAUAAAUCAUCGAUGUUGUAUCUGAAUUCUGAAUGAUAACAAUUAAUAAUGGAAUUUUUUUUUAAAUAUAUUGUUAAUCGUCCGUGUUUUCAAUGAUUAGUGAUAGAAACUUUAAUAAAAUAUAAUGAAUCGGUAUUUAAUAUUGUAUUGGAGUUAUAAAGAAAAAUGAAGAUUUAAAAAAUACUUUGAUUAACUACCAAAUUAAUUCCAAAUAGUAAGGUUAAGACCUAUCUGUUAAGUGUUAUAGUAUUUUACUAAUCUAUUUAUCGUUCGAUACCAUGCAAUACCAUAGUGUAAUUAUUAUGUUUUGAACCAUUUUAUAUGCAAUAGGUACAUAAUAAACCGGCAUAUAUAUUCGAAAUUUAUCGUCGAUCUGUUGAAUUAUUAUAUAAUAUUAUGUUAUUGAUCACGUGUAAAAUUGUUAUGCAUAAUGGAUUGGAACAGAUUCGACGACGGACGACGGUGUUAAUAUAUACAUUUUCUGGGCAUCAAUCAAAUGGAAACUGUUAAAUUGGUUACGUCAUUAACUGUGAGGUAGAGAAACCCCAAUUUCAUACCGCCUGCAAAGGGAACGUGAAACUAUUUCAAACAUUAAUUACGUUCAGAUAAUCAGGUUAGUGUCAUUUCUAUUCAAAUAUUUCUCUCGGAGGAAAAAAACUCAACAUCUAAUGUCUCAAGGCUUUUGAAAUUCUGAUAAACGGCAUACGAAAAACUGUAACGUUUGUUCGUGAAUAAAAUCUCGUCGUAUUGUAAUAUUAUACUUAAAUCUCGUAUCGUAUACAAAUAAAAUGUAUUGUUAUUACUUAUUUCUAAUUUUUUUUUUAAUAACGAAUGAAAACACGGAGUAACGAUAAAUUUAUUUCAUGAAUUAAGACAUGAUCUAAUAUAUAUAUAUAUUGUAUUAUGUAAAACUGUACAAGUUUACUAUAUACAGUUAAGUAAAUGACUCUUUUACCUUUUAAAAUACGAAAUAACAAUGAUAGUAGGUAGAAUCAAAUAAUAUAAUAUGUAGAUUGUUAUGAAUUAAUAAGAGAGCCUCACAUUUUAAUAAAUAAAUAAAUAAUAUGAUUACAUUUUUACAAAUCAUUAUUCAUUUUACUUAAAAAUAUAAUAUCUCAUAUUAUAUUGUGCUUUUCCAAAAGGUGGAGUAUAAUAUUUUUGCCAUAGAUAAAUAAUUUCAUUAUUUGUACUUAUUAAUAUAAAAAUUAAAUAUUUGAAUUAAUAUAUUACGUAAAAUAAAAUUAGAUGCCUACCAAGAAAUGUAAACGAUUUUCUUGUCGAAUUGAUCCACGUUAUCUUCCAAAAAUAUUUAAAUAUCAACAAUUUAAUAUUUAAAAAUCAAUAAUAAAUGUUUAGUACAAAUUAUAUUUACAUUUAAAUUAUUAAAUGUUAUAAUAUAUAAUUUCUUUUUUUAAUAUUAGAGUGAAAAUAUUGAUAUUUAGUAUAUUUAUAAUAUAGUCAUGCAUAUCAUACCUAUCUAUAUAAUUAAAUGAAAGGAUAAAAUGUUCAUAAUCUGCUCACAACAUUUUUACAUCUAUAGAAAUCAUACUAUUUGAUUUGAGAUUAUUAUUAUUUACCAUACCUGUACAACUAAUUUUUUUCAAGCUAUUACAUCUACAUUAAUUUACGAACUUAAAUGUAAUACCUUAGAUUUAUAUAAAAAAAAAAUGUUCAUAAAUAUAUCAAUUUAUCGGCUAUUAUUAUAAUCAUAACCCUAAAUUAACCGAAUUAAAAAAUGCGGUCGCAAUUAAACAUUAAAUAUCGUUAAAAUAUUUUAUUAUUAUUAAUCAUAUUAUCAGAUUGUGGACAGAUCAUACAUUUUAUAAUUUACAAGUUUAUUAUUAAAUUAUAUUGCAAAAUGUUGACUGUUGAUAUUUAGCACGACUGUACAUACUAAAGCAAUAAUCGAUAGUCCUAUGAUAUUUUCUAAAAUUCGUAUUUUCAUCAUAACAAAGGUUUCGUGUACAAUGUACAUGAUAAUAAAUUGGCAUAUGACCUAUUCCGACAAAGUACAAACAAUGAAUUUGAAAUAUGAUCGAUAACAUAUUUUAAUGAUGAUGUCUUGUAAUUAUUAACACACAGAAUGGAUAAUAAAUUUAGAGGCAUCAGCAACUCUAUAUUAAUUAUACGAUAUUAACUAUAACCAUUCAAAACCACACAAAAGUCCAACUAAACAGUUAUUAACUCAAAUGAAUAUCUUUAGUCGUCCCACGCGCGGUCCCAAGAUUUAAUGAUAAUGAAUAAAUAAACAUUUCGGCAGUGGAAUGUUUUUUUGUUCUCAGUACAUUUGCAUAAUAUUAUCAUAAUACACAGACAAAAGUACCUAAAACAACUAAUUUAUAAUAUUUUAAAUAUACUAUGUUUUCUUUAUAUCUAUUCUGUAUUUGACUUCUUCACUUUUAGCCCAUUUAAUUACAUUAUACGUCGUAAAUUAUCUAUUAGUUCUAUAGUUCUAUAAAUAAUUAUUAAUUUAGAAUUGAAAUCGACUAACACAAUAUUGAUUUCCUUGUUUUGUCUAGAUACUCAUCCAAAUAUGGUUUUUUUAUGUACCUGCAAUUUAUACAAUUGUUAUUUUAUGUUUUAAUUAAUAUUAUUUCGUGUUUGACUUUUAUAUAUAUAUAUAUAUAUAUAUCUUUUGAUAUUUGGGACUUACUUACUAGUUACUCCCAUCAUGUAUGUAUUUUACAUUUACUACUCUCUAUUUUGUUUUAAAUAUUUAUUACUCUAUUAUUCUUUAAUGUAUAGAAAUAUAAAUGAUCUUUAUAUAUAAUUUAGUUAAUAGUUAAAAUAUAUACUUAUUAGUUAUUACUUAUGUAGAUAAUAAACUAUCAUUAAUACUUAUAUAUAUAUCAACAUAAACAUAUAAAACAAUAUAUUAUGUUAACAAUUUGUAAAGUACUGGAGUAAUAUUCUAUUAUGUAUUAAGCAGGAUUAUGUUAAUUUAGAUUAAAUUUAAAAUGAGAAAAAAAAUUAUAGGUUGGUUUAUAUCAUGGAAAAUAAUUCUUAAAAGGUAUUUAUUCUAAUACUCAUUUUAAGAAAGAAAAAAAUGAGUAAAUUAGAUAAUUAUGAUCAUUAAUAAACUAUCACAUUGUUGUUUCAAGAGCGCUGAUAAAAAAAGAGAAAAAUAUAAAAUAUAAAAAUUAGAACCGAAAAUAUUUCAUUUGUUAAUAAUAAUAUGUGGAUAGUAUUAUUAUAGUAUUAUAUUCAUUCAUACGACUAAUUAAUAUAUAUUUGUUAGGAACUUGAUGAAACAUUUAAUUGUAUUCUAUUUAUUUGUGUUUUAAUAUUAAAUAUUUACAUUACAAUUUACAAUAAAUGAACACAACUAUAAAAUAACUAAUGAUUAAUGAGGUAUCCCUAAAUUUCUACACGGCAUAUAGUUAUAGAUAAAAUAUUAAAUAGUUUCAAAUAGAUUAUAGGUAUAGUAUUCCAAACAGUAAUAAAAUUAUAUUAGAGAUACAUCAAAUAAAUUGGUUCAAAAACCAACGCUCAAUAAGAGAUCUAGCAAUGAUUAUUAAUUAUUAUACUUAAAUUAAUAUUAAGUUACGAUGAUUUUGGAGUAAAUUGUGUCUAUAUGCUAUUACCAUAUUGAGCAUGAGUAUCAUUUUUUUGUUUUUCUUUUCUAAGAAAUAUUGUUUGUAUACGUAACAAAGACAAUAAGUAUGUACCAACAUAUUGAUAUCAAACCCUAGUUAUUCCUCUAUAAAGUAAAUAUCUAUGACUUAAUUUAAAAUUUUAACCCUUUAUAUUCAGUUUAUUAAUUAUGAGUUUUAAGUACAUAUCAAACAUAAUGUAUACCUAAAUAUAAAGAAUAAUAUACUUGUAGGUACCAUAUUUUAUAUUUUUGUUGUAUUUUUAGAUAUCUUCAUUUUUCAUAACAUAAAUACAUAUAAAUAACGAGUGUUCGUAGGUGUAUCGUGUAUGUAUAAUAUGUUAUAAAAAUUAUGUAUAUUAAUCAUAAUAUAGUAAGAACAUAAAUGUUUUGUUGUGUUGAACAAAAAAGAUCUGAUAUUAUAGUUGUAAUUUAUAUAUGAACGAAAAAUAUAUAUUAUAUUAUAAUAUAAGUACUUGUAUAUUUUUAAUCGAUUUUUUUUUUUUUUUUAAUAAAUUAUAUCAAGUCGUAAUUUUAUAAUAUAUUAUACCGUUAUGUUCAUGGUUUAAAAUAAAUGUUAAUUCAUAUUAUUGUAAUAA